CAACUUAGAUGUAGCGGCCCCGCACUGCCCAGAGGACUGUCACAGACAUCGCUUCGUUUGAUCUUCCCCUCGCAUCCUGCAGGGCAGAAACAGCGCACGCACUGCUUUCAGUCUGGGGAAGGUCAAUCUGUGGCGACAACCUACCAGGAAAGCCGGUCGGGUUCGGGAUGUGACGCCUGUGUCUCCUCUCGCCGGGUCCCGGGAGGUGUGUGGCUUCCGCCGCAACUCUAGCUUCUCGGCCAUGGAGGUCCGCAAGAGGAAGGCCUCGGGCGGUCAGGAAGGCACGGCUUCUGCUGCGGGAACAGCCAAGCGGGCCCGCACGGAAGAGCUCACCGGCGUGCGGUUCAAGAUUCAGCUGAGGGACCCGCAGGGCCCCGGGCCGGCCUUGGAAGCGUUCGUCUCUGCUGCCAAGAAGCUACCACAAGAAGAUGUACAUGAUGUCGUGGAAGGAUACAUAAAGAUUUCUGUUGAAUGUGCAGAAGUUUUCCAGCUCCUGAGUGGAGAGAAGCGACCUGAAAGUGAAAUGCUGUUAAUUUUUCAAGUUUUUGAGGCCAUAUUAUUGCGGACAGCAAGUGAUCUUUCACAUUUUCAUGUCGUGGGCACCAAUAUCGUGAAAAAGCUAAUGAACAACCACAUGAAGCUCAUCUGUGAGUCCCUGUAUGCCUCGGGUUACAGGAUAGCUCGAGCCUGCCUCAACUUGAUGGCCGCCAUGGUGACCCAGGGUCCCGAAGCUGCCAGGGACAUCUGCAGCCAUUUUGACUUGAAUAAAAAGAACUUGUAUGCCCUGGUGACUAAGAGGGACUCAAAGGGAGUGCCUGAUGUCCGGCUGGCCUACAUCCAGUUUGCCCUCUCCUUCUUAAUUGCUGGUGAUGAUAGCACUAUAGGGCAAGUACUGGAGCUGAAAGAAUUUAUCCCUUGCAUUUUUAGCUCGGGCAUAAAGGAAGAUAGGAUUUCUACCAUCAACAUUUUGUUAUCUACACUGAAAACAAAGGUAGUUCACAAUACAAAUAUCACAAAAACCCAGAAGGUGCGCUUCUUUACUGGGCAGGUCUUGGUCCACAUAGCAUCUCUCUACAGCUGGAAUGGGAUUGCUGACGUGACCUCAGAAAAUUCCGAGAAUGCCAAGAUGUCCACUGAAGAAGCAGGGAAAGCCACAGUGAGGGAGCUUGUUCAUAACUUCCUGACGGAUAUUUGCUGUUCGCGCAAGCAUGGGAUUAAUUUUUAUGACACAUCUUUGGGUACCUUUGGCAGAGGAGGCAAUCUGACGCUCUUGCACUUCUUGCUGGGUUUGAAAACUGCGGCCAACGAUGAGCUGGUGGCUGAGCUGGUGGUGAACAUCCUGAAAGUGUGCCCAGACCUGCUGAGCAAGUACUUCAAGGAAGUGACGCUUUCCUUUCUCCCAAGAGUGAAGUCUACUUGGUUAAAUAAUAUCAAACUGCUGACUAAGAUCUAUGAGGCCCAGCCAGAGAUUUCCCGGGCAUUUCAGACCAGAGAGUUUAUCCCCUUGCCGCGGCUCCUGGCGAUGGUGAUGGUGACCAUGGUGCCCCCGGUGUGCAAUAAGAUCAUGUUCACCCAAGCAUUAAAUUUGGACAGCACAUCGGUGAGACACACGGCUCUGUCCCUCAUUUCCUUCAUUUUGAAGAGAGCGUUAAAAACUGUUGACCACUGCCAGAAUAAAGAGGUGUGGCAAGAAUCGGGUGUGUACACAGCACUGAUGAUGGAAGAAUUCAUGCAGCUCUUCAGAGAAGCGCUGAGCAAGGUUUUGCCAGAUCUGAACACUGUCGUGUGGGUCUGGCAGUCACUUACAAAGCAAGAGGCAAAACAAGAUGACAAGAAAGGGAAGAAGAGCGGAGACCCGAUUCCGGCCACCUGCACAGCUCACCAGUGUGACGAUGCAGAAACCGUUCUUCUGAAAGCUGUCCUGCUGCAGGUCAUAUGCCUCUACCAAAAGGUGGUCCCCCACGUGGUCAUGCAGUACAACUUUGACUUCAGCAAACUCCUGAAAGGCAUCAUCUCCGAGCAGGGCCUUGGCCAGGAGGCCCCUCCCAUCCUGCAGCACCACAUGCUGAAGGUGGCGCUGGAGCUGCCCGCCAACAAGUUCUUGUGGUUGAAGGCACAGGAAGGCCCAGAUGCAGACAUUGUUAGAGGUGAGCGAUCCGUGUUCUAUUUACUGAUGAAAAUGUUUGUGACCAGCAGCCAUUUAUACCUGAAGUCAUCCACCAAACUUCUCAUCAUAAAGAUUCUUCGGGACACAGGGGUGUUUGAAUACACCUGGAAGGAGCUGGAACUCUGGCUGGAGCACCUGGAUAACACCUCGGAGGACAGCAGAGAGACGGUGAUUCGGUUCCUGGAACGUGUUUUAUUGACGCUGGUGGCGAAUCCCUACACAUACACAGACAAAGCAUCUGACUUUGUCCAAGAAGCCAGCACGCUGCAGGCCACUGUGACCAGGCAAGACACGGAUGAUGCCAGCAUUCCCAUCUCCCACAUCGACGAUGUGCUCGACAUGGUGGACGUCCUGGUGGAGGGGAGCGAAGGCCUGGACGAGGAGAUUGGGUUCUUGCUGAACGAAGACAUGAUCCUGCUCACGUUCCCAUUCAGCGCGGUGGUCCCUGCAGCCCUGGAAGCCAGGAACAGGCUGCUCCUUGGGACAGGAAAUGGAGCAGCAGGGGAAAGCAUCGUGGCCUAUCUGACGGCGGUGCUGACUGACCUCCUCCACACCCAGAGGGACCCCUUGGCUCUAUGUCUUCUGCUCCAGGCUUAUGACAAGUUUGAGCCUCCCGGCCCACCUUGCUGCCAGCAGCUGUCCCGGUUUAACAGCUACUACAGCCUCUGGAUCCCGGAGCAAGCCCGAGAGGCCCGGCCUCUGCAGACGUCCAGCAGCUCCGCACCCCAUGUGCCCGCCUUGGCCUCCUGCUUCUCGGCCCUGCUACAGACGGCCUAUGAGAGCCACAUGCUCUUGGAUGAGCACGUUCAAGUGCAGCUCCAGGCCGCCAUCCAGCACCUCACCCUGCACCAGGCCCUGUGCUCUACCAAGCAGGUGUUGCUCUACCUCAGGAGCACUGUGGAGAACUUCCGCCAGCUGGGCAGAAAUAAGGGGCCUCCACUCCUGCAUCUCUUCCUGGAUCUCCUCAGGCACCUGAUUGUCCACUGUGAGCGGCUGGAUGCCCAGAAUCAGCAGAAGUGCGAGGCUGCCCGUGGCGAAUCUGACCUCUUUUUAGACAUGGAGUCUGUUGCCUUGCUGGAGCUGGCCAGUGACCAGACGCUGGAAGAGGUCCUAGUGGCCAUCCUGAGACACCCAACCCUGGAGGGCUGGUUUCUGGCCCUGGAGCAGCAGGCCCUGCCCCCACACACGCUCAGCCCCGUCCUCGUGAAGCUGCUGGCUGCCCAGUUCAGUGCAGGCAUCCUUCAGCUGCUGGUGGCCAGCGCCCCCAUCCUCCAGAACAUGGGGCAGCUGGGCUUCCUGGCCAAGUACUCAGAGGCCAUCACGCAGAGCAUGCUGAUGGAGCUGCGUGCCAGGAGCACAGGCCGAGCCGCAUCGCCACCCAAGACUCUGCCACAGCUGGAGGCCCUGAGGGAGCUGCACCCAUACAUGGAAGGUGCCCAGCUCCGGGAGGUCACCCUGGCCCUGCUGGCCCUUCCUGAGGCCCAGCUGCUGACCCAGCCAUCCACAUCCAUGAAGGGCCCUGGGAAGGAGAGACAGCUGAGCAUCCUGGGGAAAACCCUGGUGCAGCUGCUGGCCAACAGCCCCCAGGCCCAGCUGCAGAGCCCCGAGCUCCUCUGGUCCUCUGAGUACGUGCGAGGCCUGGGCGCUCUGCUCCCCAUGCUGGCUGUGGAUGAACUGGACACCGUGUUCCUCCACACCCUGCAGAGAGACCCCGUGCUGGCCCCUGUGGUCGCAGCUGACCUGCUCGACUACUGCCUGGCCCGGCAGACUCAGGCUACUCUGGGCAUCGCCACCCUGCUCCUCCAGCAGAGCUGCACCCACCUGCUGCGGUUUGAGCUGUGGUGUAGCCAGGCUGGUGCGGGGCGCAGCCUGCAGGGGAACCUGGACAACUUCCUGCCCCUGGUCCACGAGUACCUCCAGCGCAGGCCACAAGGACGCUUCGCCUGCCCAGCAGGAGUGUCCUCUGCUGUCAUCCCUGUCCUGAGGAAGGCCCUGUGGAAACAGCUGCAAGACAGGCUCCUGAGCACUGAUGGUCCCUCGGAGUCAGCGCUGCAUCAGGAAGUCCUGGCCCAGCUGGUCCCAUUCGCCAGAGCCAAAGACCUCUGUGUGCUCAUGGACCGCUUGCCUGGCUCGCUUCAGGCCCCGAGCACUCAUAAGAGUUGGAUCGUGGCAGACUCUGUCUCAGCAGCCCUGGAGGGCUCAGCAGGACAGCUGAGCACCUGGAGGAGGAGCCUCCUGGAGUCCUGUGUGCAGUGGCUGAUCGCAUCCUUCAGUGGCAGCCAGCCAGGUGAUGACAGUGCCCGGGAUCAAGAGAAGCAGAUGCUGCUCAGACUAAGCGAGUUGUUGCGUGCACUUAAUGACAUUGAUCCUGGUGAUUGGCAGAAGUUCAUGAAGACUGGACUCAAGUUUCGGUAUCAGGACAACACUUUUAUAAAGACCCUUCACGCCGCCCUGCAGCUCCUGUACAGCCCGGAGAGCUCCGCGCACGCCAGGCUCGUGCAGCUCCCCACCAUCCACAUGAUGCUUACCCAGCAUUCCCUGUUCCUGCCAAGCCUGCUGACGGCAGAGGGAGAGGAGAAGCCGGACAGUGAUGUAAAAGAAGCCCUGGUGGAUCUGAUGGCGACCGUGGUGAGGAUGUGCCCCUCUGUGUGUGAGAGCAGCCACCUCGCAGUGCUGCUCGGGGCCUAUGGUGCCACCCUCAGCACCCUGGACCAGAAGAUCUUAUUCCUUCUCCGGGCGUAUGAACAGAACAAGCUCAGCCUCAUCGACUUCCGGGUGCUGCUGUGGGGCCCGGCGGCCGUGGAGCAUCACAAGACGUGCCGGGGCCUGGGCAAGUCUCUGUGGCAGCAGCCGAGUGUCGCCGACAUCCUCUGCCUGCUGGACCGGGACCGGAUGCUGCACACCAUCCUGCACUUCCCCCAGAACCGGAGGCUGCUGCCCCCUGAGGAUGCCCAGGAAGCACUAUUCAAAGACAAGAUCAUGAGAGUGGAUCCCAGUGGCCUGUACGACCCCUGCUUUCUCCUUCAUCUCUUCAGGGAACUGACCAGGCCGGAAUUUGUGGUGGAUUGUCGAAAAUUCUUGGAUUCAAACGCUCUGGGCCUAACUGUUGCGGCCCUCAGCAGCUACGACCCCCAGAUGCGAGCGGCAGCCUAUUCUAUCCUGGCAGCCUUCUACUCACACCUGGAGGGGGCUCGUUUCCGGGAGCAGUCCCAGCUGCUUUACCUGCUGGAUGUAGUCCGGAACGGCAUUCGGACCCCAAACCUGAGGCUCCCUUUCACCCUGGCUCUCUUCAUUGCCAAGGUGGCCCUGCAGAUUCUGAAACCAGAGGAGCACAUGUACUGGAAGAUCAGCAAGUUCCUGCUGUCACACGAGUACCUGAACAUGGACAAGGUGCCGGGCUUCUACCAGUUCUUCUACAGCUCUGACUUUGAGCACAAAACUGAGCAGGAAUGGGUGCUUGGAAUUCUGCGGCAGGGGAUUCGCGACAAGCAGUGUUACGAGCUGUGUGCCAGGCGGGGCAUCUUCCACAUCAUCCUGUCCUUCUUCAGCAGCCCGCUGUGUGAUGAAGUGUCGCAGAACUGGAUUCUAGAAAUUCUACAGAACAUAGCCCAGGUUCCCAGAUCUGCCUAUGAAAUCCUGCGGGACUACAGUCUUCUGACAUGGAUUCUGCACAUCCUGGAGAGCAGGUUUCUGGAGACUCAGCUGCUGGCCAAUGUGAUCUCCUUGCUGCACAAGCUGUGGGUGACAAACCUGGGGGACAAAGGCAUGGAGGCGGGCAGCCAGCCACCAAACCAGCCCGGCUUCCGGGAGCCUCGCAAGCUGCUUGCCCUGCACCUGGUCAAUGAGUUCCUCUAUGUCCUCCUUGUGCUCGUGAAGGACCUGAGGCCCACCUUGGCGUCUGCCCAGCUAAGCAGCUUCUUUGAGAUGCUUGACUCGGUGCUGAGGUACCGGGCCACCGUCCUGCAGGCCUUCAAGGGCAUGGGCCGAUGCACUGUGAAUGAGACGAUGCUCUCCACCAGAGAUGCCCUACUCCUCUUGCACAAGUGGAGCCUCAUCGAGAGAGACAUGAAGCUGCAGGAGGAUGUGAGAGCCACCGUCGAGAGCUGCCGCAUCAGGGACCUGAUGAAAAUGCUCAAGGAGAAGCACAGGCCUGUUGUGCCAGCCCGAGCCAGGCGCCCGAGGGGCCGGAGGAGGAGGCCUGGGGAGGCCGAGGAGACAGCCCAGCCUGAGCUGGCAGCAUCUGCUGUGGAGCGGUGCAGGGCCCUGCUGAGGUCCAUCCUGACCCACUGGGGGCCAGUGGUCCCCGGCCCCGAGCCCUCCCAGGACCAGGCCACGCCUGAGAGCAAAGCCACAGGCCCUGCAUAUGCCGCCGCCUCCCUGGUGGCCAGCUGGGUGCUGCGGUCGGUGGCCGAGUGCCCGCUCAGCAGGGCAGAGGCGGCGGGGCUCCUGGGCUGGCUCCAGAGCCGCAUCCUGCCACAGCCGGCGGUGGUGGCCAACCUUCUCGGGGAUGGCGCCGUGAGGAGGAGCCUGUUUCAGCUGUACAGCCACCUCUGCAGUGCCGAAGGACUGGUAGGACCCAUGCAGGACGUGGCCAUUCUGUUCAACAGGGUCAUGCUGCAGCUGCUGGUGGCCCAGGGCCACUCGGGGAGCCCCUUCCACCAGGCAGUGGAGGCCCUGUGCAUGUCCUCUGUACAGGAGGCGGAUGGCACCACGCAAGCCUCCUCAGCAUUCCUGGUGUCCCUGUACAUUAAGGACCUCUGGCUGGGGGCCCGGCGGCCGGACUCCCUCCUAACCCACGCCCGAAUGGUCUGCACGGCUUUGGAGGACUCGCCAGGAGGGGAGGAGGACGCCAUUGCUGCGCUCUGCAGGGACAUCACUGCCUCGGCCUCAGAUGUGUGACUGCUGUGACUGCUCCCGGGCUCUAGAAGUUUGGUGGAGUCCCGGUUCCUGGGGAAGGCGUGACGUGACAGGUGACAGGCGCCGGACGCUGGCUCAAUUUCCUGACCGGAAGAAUCAGAAGGACUAUAGAUAAUGCGUGUACAGGUGAUCAGGGCAGCAGUGGCGUGGGGAGCCUCUGGGCCAUGGCCAGGGUCAGGUAGGGCUCAGGCAGGCCAGACCCUGCGCUCCAGGGGCUCCCAUGCCUCAGGAGAAGGUCCAGCUGCCACUUGCAGUUGCACAACCAGUCGGUGAGUGUGCAAGCUAAAAUGUCAGAAAACUUGGUCAUGUUUUUGAUGAGUAGGAAGAGUUUUCUCUCUGUAAGUUGUAACAGAAUUUUGUAUGACUGGAUGAAUGAGUGCCUGCCAGUGUUGAUUAUUUUAUUAAAUCAAAGGAUGUUACCCUAAAUCCUCAAAGUAUAAACUGGUUUGAGCUCUGCUUUGGGAGAGCAGCCUGUAUUUUUUAAAGUUGUGUUUCAAAGAGGGGAUUUUGAAUUUUAUAGUCUCUUCAAAGUAAAUGUCUAUUUUUGUAAA
Molecule: messenger RNA, 7635 nt
Organism: Heterocephalus glaber (naked mole-rat)
Lineage: Eukaryota; Metazoa; Chordata; Mammalia; Rodentia; Bathyergidae
Gene: Urb1
Product: URB1 ribosome biogenesis factor
Biological process (GO): maturation of 5.8S rRNA from tricistronic rRNA transcript (SSU-rRNA, 5.8S rRNA, LSU-rRNA); maturation of LSU-rRNA from tricistronic rRNA transcript (SSU-rRNA, 5.8S rRNA, LSU-rRNA)
Cellular component (GO): nucleolus
Source: RefSeq, a predicted model, not a curated record